Exaiptasia diaphana is the source of this 1197-nucleotide messenger RNA. Its product is annotated as protein Wnt-8b. Gene Ontology annotation, biological process: cell fate commitment; multicellular organism development; canonical Wnt signaling pathway. The record is from RefSeq and is a predicted model, not a curated record. Gene Ontology annotation, molecular function: cytokine activity; frizzled binding. Gene Ontology annotation, cellular component: extracellular region. NCBI's taxonomy places the organism in Eukaryota, Metazoa, Cnidaria, Anthozoa, Actiniaria, Aiptasiidae.
GCCUACCAGGGUCUCAUGGAAAGUGUUCGACAAGGCGCCAAGUUGGGACUAUCUGAAUGCAAGAACCAGUUUAUGAMCGAAAAGUGGAACUGCAGCGUCUCCUUUCGAAACAAACGACUAACUGAGAUGCCAAUAUUCGCCCAGUCAAGUCUUCCGUUAGCUAAUAARGAAACAGCGUUUGUCCAUAGUAUCAGCGCCGCUGGUGUUACGUACCGUCUGACCGAGGACUGCCGAAGAGGAAAGUUUGAGAACUGCGACUGCGUCCAGAAUAAAAAGUCCAAGAAAGACUGGGGUGGCUGUAACGAUAACGUUCGGUUUGGUGACAUCUUGGCCAGACAUUUCCUGGACGCCUUAGAGAAGAACAAGAAAGCUAGAAGCGCCAUGAAUCUCCACAACAACCAGGUUGGACGCAAGGCUGUCAAAGCCACCUUAAAGAAAGAAUGCAAGUGUCAUGGCGUCUGCGGCAGCUGUUCAACCAAAACUUGUUGGAAACAACUCGCUCCCUUCCCUGAGGUCGGCAAGUACCUGAAAGAAAAAUACCUCAAAGCCAAAGCCGUCUUGAUCAAGAACUCCAAACUCAUGCAGAAAGUCARCCUGGUCCCAGUCCCCAAAAAAGAGCGCAGCCUGGUCUUCAUUGAUUCGUCUCCAGACUACUGUCGUUUCGACGCAAGCACUGGUUCCCUUGGUGUCCUGGGUCGAGUGUGUUAUAGUGAUGAMCCCAAUUAUAAUAGAUGCAAUGAUAUUUGUACUUCAUGCGGUUAUAAGCUUAAGAAAAAAUUAAUCGUUCGUUCGGUGAAAUGUGAUUGUAAGUUCGUUUGGUGCUGUAGUGUUCAGUGUAAGAAAUGUAUGAAACUUGCUGCCAUGACAACGUGUCACAGAUAAUAGCCUCAUCCUUAAUAUUGAUAUUGAACAAAUUUUCUACAUAGAAACAUAGCAGAUGAAUUCGUUUGCUGUAAUUACAACUUAAUUUUCUCAGGUUUAGAAUAAUUAUUGGUAACGAGUGAAGCUAUUAAACCCGUGAAACAAAAAUUGACAUUUAAAUUGCCACAAUAGACACAAAAGAAAACGAUGGAAUUAGAGCUUAUUAAGUCCACUAUUAGUGUGAUAUCUAUUUCACGGAUUUUUAACUUCACUCUAGUCGAAUGUAAAUAGCUUGUACAGUAAUCAGUAGAUAGAAUUACAACCAAUUGUAAUUUU